AUGGGAUCAAGCUUGCUUCAAUGGGAAUCCGACCCUCUAUUCUCAGCCGCCGAAGUCGUUCAAGAUACAACUGACAGGAUGGAAUCUAUUUUUCGCCUUCUUUUGCACGAACAGACUCUUGUUCAAGUUAAUAAUUAUGACCCAAAGCUGCUUACAUUGAUUGGGUAUCAUAGGCGCGAUCUUGUUACCACACUUGAAACAGCAAAAUGGCAGUUGGAAGAUUUUGAACGAGCAGUUACUUCAUCAGCUAGGAUGGACCAGUCUCAAUCUAGGGAGGAUGCGAUUUUCAGACAUAAGCAGUUUAUUAGUGCCAUUAGAGAACAGAUAAAUAAUGUUGAUAAAAGCUUGGAGGAAAUGGAAGUGGGAAAUACAAUGAAAAACCCUGAAUGGAAAAACUUGAAUGAACAAGAUAAAGAUAAUUUGGCAUUAUUUCUUUCUGGAGGGAUUCAUAAUGAAUGCAAUCACCAUUAUGAGUUGGAUGACGAUGACAUAUUUAAAAGAUUUCUUGAUCCAGUCACAUCAACUUGCUCAACAGAUGCUGGAAUUGUUGGAAAUAGAAGUGGAGAAAUUGAAGAUGUGAAUAUGAAUGGUUUUGCUGAUACUAGCCGUUAUGAUUCUAUGGAGGAGAGUAAUCUAAGGAAGGAGGAUUCUCAAAACAUAAAGCUGGGUCUAGAUUCGAUGGAUUCUUUCGAAGAGACUUCUUGCAAUAGGAAUGUUGAAGAUGGAAGUUGGGAUUUAGAAGCUAGUGAAGGCAAACCUAAGUGUUUCUUCCAUGGGAAUGAGUUGAGAGGCUCUUCCAGCCAAGUGAAUAUCUUUGGGUUCUUCAAUAACCUAUGGACUGCAUAUGGGAGUAGGGUUCCUAGCAAUUAUACAAAGCAAUUAAAAGACGGAGAAGAAGAGCAUUCCCCUUUGUACAUUGAUGCUUCUCAUGUUGCACGAGGUAGGCAUAUUGGACCAAGUUCAGCACCUAGAGACCAUGGCCUCAGGGGAUUACGUGGGUUUCUGGUUAAGGUCAUGCACUUGAGAAGGAGGCUUGGGGCAUGUAAUGUCAGAUUUGAUAGAUUCUCAUCUCUCAUUAGAGUUAAUCAAAGAUCCAUAAAAAUGAUACUGGCAAUAGUAUUUGCCUUUACACUUUUAGGUAAGCACAUGAUUUGUAUGUGCAAUCUUCUAUUCAUUUUACUCUACUUAUGA
Messenger RNA from Hibiscus syriacus, 1191 nucleotides. RefSeq lists its product as uncharacterized. Lineage: Eukaryota; Viridiplantae; Streptophyta; Magnoliopsida; Malvales; Malvaceae. Gene Ontology annotation, cellular component: membrane. The transcript has 4 exons. The record is from RefSeq and is a predicted model, not a curated record. Gene Ontology annotation, biological process: Golgi vesicle transport. The coding region runs from base 1 to 1191 and encodes 396 amino acids.